AUGGCAUGGCGGCAUGGUGAUCGUACCCCGGCGACACCAGUACCGUUUAGUGACGCCAGCACAUGGAGUGAAGGCUUGGGAGAGCUGACGCGAAAGGGAAUAGCGGAAGCCCGUGGUGGGCCUUAUCAGGUUAACAAGGUAUUGACCGGCAGUGACUUCGAUCAGGAAUUUUCUCACUAUCCCACCUUUGUUGUUCAUAAACACAUCGCUCCUCUACGUGCUUCUUAUUGUUGUGUUUUUGCAGCGCAACAGUAUCGUCUUGGAAAAUGGCUGAGAGCUCGCUACGGCAUGUGGAUCGGCAAUCGUUUCGAUCGCAGCGAGAUCUUUAUACGUAGCAGCGACUACAACCGAACCAUUAUGUCUGCACAGGCAAACAUGGCUGGACUAUUCCCGCCGACGAAAUCAGAAAUGUGGGACAAAGAAAUGCCUUGGCAGCCAAUACCUGUGCACACUGUACCGAAAGCGAUCGACAAGGAGCUGUACGAGGACAUCAAUUGCCCAACGAUAAAGCAAGAAUUUUCGGCGUUGUGGAGAUCUGAACUGGUCCGUCGUAUGGAGUCUGAGAAUAAGGAACUUGUUGAGUAUCUUCGAGAGAAAACUGGGAUACCGAACUUCGAAUUUCGCCAGCUUUGGAUGGUAUUCGACAAUCUUUUCUGCAUGCUUCAACACAAUGACACUCACAAAUGGCCCUCGUGGGUAAAUGCGUCUAUUUUUGAUCGCAUUCACAAGUUGUAUGAUGCUUCUUCUCGUUUGAAAUACCACACAGAUGUGUUACGUCGGUUACGAGGAGGACCGUUGUUGAAGGACAUCAUACAACGAUUUGAAGCGAAGAUAAAUGGUAACUUGGGAGAUAAGCCGAAGCUGUACGCUUAUUCAGCGCACGAUACGACACUCGCUGCAAUGCUAGCUGCCAUGGGGAUUUACCCGGAACGUUUCCCACCUUAUGCGAGUGCGGUGCUUCUCGAGCUUCAUAAGAAAGAUGGACGUUUCGUGUUGGAGGUGUACUACAAAAACGUCACUGAUGUCGACGAGCUGUACCACUACAACAUUCCGGGAUGUGAAGAUCCAUGCACCCUGGACGCUUUUAAAUCUGCUAUGUAUAGGUAA
This is a messenger RNA of Haemonchus placei, 1107 nucleotides long. Lineage: Eukaryota; Metazoa; Nematoda; Chromadorea; Rhabditida; Trichostrongylidae. The record is from the annotation of a GenBank genome assembly.